GACGGGGGCGGGCCGAGGAGUCUCUCCUGGCCGAGGAGACGAGCCACAGAAGGCUGACACAUCCCGCGUCCGAUGCUCAUGCUGCGAGUCCCCGAUCCGGGCUCGCUCCCGGCCCAAGUCGCCUCGGAGAUGGACCACGACGAGGAGGAGGCGGCGAAGGCGAAGGCGGCGGCGUUCCUCCGGGCGCGGCGGCCCUCGGCUUACAAGAUCAGCCUGCGGGGCUUCGACGGCGGCGGCGGCAGCCCUUCCCCGAGAGAGGAGAGCCUUCCCCCGCUGCUGCCGCUCCUGCUGCCCGAGAGCCGCCCCCCGAAGCGGGAGGAAGAAGAGGAGACCGAGGAGGCCGAGACCCGCGCCGUGGCCACGUCCCCCGACGGGCGCUUCCUCAAGUUCGACAUCGAGAUCGGACGGGGCUCCUUCAAGACCGUCUACAAGGGGCUCGACACUGAGACCACCGUCGAAGUGGCCUGGUGCGAGCUGCAGACACGGAAGCUGUCCAAGGUGGAACGGCAGCGCUUCAGCGAGGAGGUGGAGAUGCUGAAGGGGCUCCAGCACCCCAACAUUGUGCGUUUCUAUGACUCAUGGAAGUCUUCCGUCAAAGGACAAGUCUGCAUUGUGUUGGUCACCGAACUCAUGACGUCAGGAACCCUCAAAACAUAUCUGAAGCGCUUCAAGGAGAUGAAGCUGAAGGUCCUUCAACGCUGGAGUAGACAGAUCUUGAAGGGACUGCAUUUUCUACACACCCGAUCUCCCCCAAUCAUCCACCGGGACCUGAAAUGUGACAAUAUUUUCAUCACGGGCCCCACUGGCUCAGUCAAAAUUGGAGACCUUGGUUUAGCUACACUCAAGCGUGCAUCAUUUGCCAAGAGUGUCAUAGGAACUCCUGAAUUCAUGGCCCCAGAGAUGUACGAGGAGAAAUAUGAUGAAGCCGUGGAUGUUUACGCAUUUGGCAUGUGCAUGCUGGAAAUGGCAACCUCGGAGUACCCCUAUUCGGAAUGUCAGAAUGCAGCUCAGAUCUAUCGCAAGGUCACCUCGGGCCUGAAGCCCAACAGCUUUGCCAAGGUGAAGGUGCCUGAGCUGAAGGAGAUCAUUGAAGGCUGCAUCCGGAUGAAGAAGAAUGAGAGAUACACCAUCCAGGAUCUUCUGGAUCACGCCUUCUUCCAAGAGGACACAGGGGUCCAUGUAGAGCUGGCAGAGGAAGAUGAUGGAGUCAAGUCCAACCUGAAGCUUUGGUUAAGGAUGGAUGACACAAAAAAGCUGCAUGGAAAGUAUAAAGACAACAAUGCCCUGGAGUUCCAUUUCGAGCUCUACAAGGAUGUGGCUGAAGAAGUUGCCCAGGAAAUGGUGGUCUUGGGUUUUGUGUGUGAGGCAGACUACAAGCUGGUGGCCAAAGCUGUACGUGAGCGGGUCCUUGCCAUCAAACGCCAACGUGAGAAAGCCAAACGGGCUCAGGAGGAACUGAAGCAGCUUGAACAGACACCGAAUAUGGCUCCUGAUAUCCUACAUUUGCUGGAUCUGGAUUCCCCACCGCCUCUCAGUCCUGCGCAGCCAUCGGCACCCACCACACCUGGCUCUGGGGACUCUGCCCUUGGUCCAACCUUCCCCCCAGAGCCAGAGGAGCCAGAAGUUGACCAGCACCAGCCCUUCCACUUUCAGCCUGGCUAUUCGUCUGCCACAUCUGACUGUGAGACUGAUGAAUACCUUAGUUCCUCCGGGUUUGUGGAUUUGCCUGACACACCACAGAGUCUCUCCAGCCCAGCAGCGGGCCCUGAGCACUCUUUUGCAUCAACUAUUGCUGUGAGUCUGAACCCAGUCCAACAUAGUGACUUCUCUUCCCCUGUGGACAGCUACACAUCCGAUGUGGCAUCUGGCUUGAGCGAUGGUUGUGAGGGUCACUCUGCAAGCGAGAGUAAGGCAAAGCCUGUGCCCAAGCGGGGGUCUGGAAGACUUCUCCGUCGCCGUGCCCGAUCUCGCCUCCGCAUCUCCAGUGUGCCAGACCAGAAUGAUCGGGUGGUGGAGUGUCAACUACAAACAUAUAAUAAUAAGAUGGUAACCUUCAAAUUUGACCUGGAUGGAGACAGCCCUGAGGAAAUUGCAGCUGUCAUGGUUACCAGGGAGUUCAUCCUAAAAUCUGAACAAGAUGGGUUCAUCCAGCGAAUCCGAGAUAUUAUCCAACGUGUGGAGACUGUCUUGCGCUCCAACAAAGACCAAGGAGCACCAGGGAGCUCUGAGGUGCCAUGUCACACCCCUCCAUUGACUGCCAAUGGGCUCCCAGGUGAUCUGCCAGUACAAGACCUUUCACAUUCCAUCUCAUCAUCUUCAUCUCUUAGUGAUUUUGGCUGCUCCAGCCCUGGACAAUCCAUAUUAUCUCCUUCCCCAGUGCCACUGGUGGAUGCCGCCGUGGAGAAUGAGCCUCAUAACCCCAUAGUUCCUCCAUCAAGCACGCAAACUUUUGGGCUGCCUAUAUUUUCAACAGCAUCCACAGGUGUCCCCAGCAUGCCUAUGCAGAGUUGGCCAUCUUACCACAUGGUGCCAAUGACGCCAACAGCUCCGCCAUACCUUCUCCCUGUUUCACAGCCAAUCCCCUCACCAAGCCCCUUUCUCCCUCAAUUGCCGCUUACCUCGCCCACUGCCCCACCUGCUACUGCAGCUGCCCCUCCUGUCCCCCUCUGGACCACCUCCAAUUCCCCGCUCUUCUCCCUUGCCAAUGUUUUCUCUCUGGCUGUGAUGAGUAUGGCCCAGUCCCUUCUUCCGGCAGUGUCCGUAGUGCCUUCCCAGACAGGACCGCUCUACACCUCGCCAGUCCCACAGUCACCGCUGUUCCCUCCUCCUAGCCCAACCACUGCACCGCACUUCAUCUACCCUGAGGUGGCAUCCCCAACCAAGCCAGCCCAGCUAGCCAAUGGGAUGUUUGGACCACCGCCACCUCCAGGCUGUCAGCCAUCUCCCGUCAACUCAGUUCCAUGGAGGCCUGGUGACAGUGUGCAGGUGCCUCUUGCCUCUCCCUGGGCUGGAUCACAGCUAACCGUUUCAGAUUCACCAACUCCCGAUAGUCCAUCAACUCGGCUUUCACCCAUCACUGAAGAGCCCAAGCCACAAAUUCUGGGCCGCUUCCAGGUGACGCCAACAAAGGAUGUGCCUCCUGAAGAACCCCCAAAGGUCAAUGGGCCCAGCACCCCAAGCACUUCAGACUCCGACAGCGGGUCUCCUGGCGGAACCCCAGUGCAGGAAGCAGAGGAGGGCACCACCCCUGUGGCAGAAGAAGGAGAUGUGGAGACUGCAUCAAACACCUCCUGUGUCUGGAUUAAUUAUCUGAAUAGUCCAUCCUACGCAAGCAGUGAUGAUUCAGACAGUGCUGAUGAUGACGUUUGGGAUGAGCUGCAGCUCUUGCGGCAAAAGCAUCUCUCUGAGGUAGAAGCACUUCAGACCCGGCAGAAGCAGGAGAUAGAGGAGCUGUAUGCCCGUCUGGGCAGGGUACCUCCUGCUGGGAUUGUGUCACCAGCUACCAUGCUCUCCAGCCGCCAGCGCCGCCUCUCCAAGGGGAGUUUCAACCCUUUGCGGCGAAGCAGUCUGCAACGUAUGGAUGGUGUUCAACCCCAAGGGAUCAUGAGAAGGAAUUCAGUGAGCGGUGGUAGCAGCAGCACCUCGCAAGAGCAGCGGCAAACCAAGGGUGUGAAGUUCGCCAGUGAUGUUGGAUGCAUGUAGCCAGACUGACCAUGGAAAACUUCGUGGACUACCUCAGCCUACUGCCUACCAUUGGAAGGAUGGAAGCUCACGGCCAGGCUUCCUUUGGAACGUUUGCCUUAUGCUCUAGCUGUGAGGCCAACCACCAUCCCUCCGUUUGGCAAACUUCUCCUUGUAUAAGGAAUGGAAAAGCUGCCUCCAAGAACCGUACCUAGGCCAAGCAACUGAAGAUGGGAGCAGUUUGACACCACAGUGCACCUUUUUCUCUACAAACUCUUUGGAUAUGUAGAAAGAAGCCAAGUCCUUGCUUGAGGUUGCUUUGAGUGCAAAUUCCUGGACUGCGUGUCUUAAUGCUGCUCUUUCUCUCGCAAAUGCUCCUGUAAGAGAAGCAAGACAUCCUCUGACCUUUCGAAUUUCCCAUGCAAUGGAACCAGGGCCUUUACACUUAAAGCCAGAUUGACCCAUGUGUUGGAACUGGAGAAAAUGGUCAAGGACUGGUUUGAGCAUGGCUUUGCAUGGCUUCAUUUGUAAAGCCAGACCAAAGGGCUCAGAAAUGUUUGAUUAGCUGCCUUAAGGGAAAAACAUUCAGACUUUCCCCUCAGUAUUAUAGGAAUCGGGGCCUUCUUUCUUGCUUUAUCCCUCAGGCUGGUCGCUCCCAACAGCAAUGGCACAAUACUAGAUUUUCUCUUGCACUUUUUUAAAAAAAUCUUUGUCCUGAUUGGGAAAUGAACAUAUUGGGGCCCAUCCCUUUACUUACAUGGGAAUCUGCACUUUGGAAUGAAGCCCUGCUGCUCUCACCCUUGUGUAUGAUGUUUCAUGUUUUAUAUAAAGAUGCCUUUUGGAAGGGAAA
Molecule: messenger RNA, 4531 nt
Organism: Anolis sagrei ordinatus
Lineage: Eukaryota; Metazoa; Chordata; Lepidosauria; Squamata; Anolidae
Gene: WNK4
Product: WNK lysine deficient protein kinase 4
Biological process (GO): negative regulation of sodium ion transport; positive regulation of potassium ion import across plasma membrane; protein phosphorylation
Cellular component (GO): cytosol; cytoplasm
Molecular function (GO): ATP binding; potassium channel inhibitor activity; protein serine/threonine kinase activity
Source: RefSeq, a predicted model, not a curated record